AGAAAGAGAGAGAGAGAGAAAGAGAGAGAGGAAAAUAGAUCAUAGUGUUAGAGGGAGGGCGAGCGAGUGGGAGAGGGAGGCUGUAGCUGUCGAUGGCAUUAACAAUGGAGCGUUAGGAUCCAGAGAGGUGAUAGUAAGCCAGACUGCGGCUGGGGGUGCAGAUAUUUGAGGAGGGGGGCUCCUCCUCGGUGAGCGCAGGGUGGAGGAGGAGGAGGGAGAAAAAGGAGGAUGGGCCUCGAAUACAGACUUGCAAUGGCACUGCAAAAAUUGGAUUAAAGCAGUAUGCUGGACAAGAGCGAGGUGGCAACUCUAGGCCUGCCCUGCUCCACCACCAGCCAUGGUGGCUCUGACAGCAACAUCAGCGUGGACGGAGCGGCGGCCGCGGCGGCCGGGGCGGCCGGGGCGUCCGGGGUCACGGCUGCUGCAGGUGCGGAGGGGUCAGGGGUCGGCGAGCCGCAGAGGACGCGCGCCGCGCUGGAGCACCUGCAGCAGAAGAUCCUGAAAGUGACCGAGCAGAUCCGCGUGGAGCAGGAGGCCCGGGACGACAAUGUGGCCGAGUACCUGAAGUUAGCUCACAACGCAGACAAACAGCAGGCGUCCAGAAUCAAACAGGUCUUUGAGAAGAAGAACCAGAAGUCGGCACAGACCAUAGCGCACUUGCACAAGAAACUCGAGCACUAUCACAAGAAGCUAAAGGAGAUAGAGCAGAACGGACCUGCUCGUCAGCCCAAGGAUGUCCUGCGGGACAUGCAGCAGGGAUUAAAGGACGUUGGAGCCAAUGUUCGUGCUGGGAUAAGUGGUUUCGGAGGCGGAGUAGUUGAAGGGGUCAAAGGUGGAGUAUCAGCCUUCACUCACACAGCUGUGGUCUCCAAGCCAAGAGAGUUUGCCAGCCUAAUCAGAAACAAGUUUGGGAGUGCUGAUAAUAUUGCCCACCUUAAGGACCUGGAGGACGGGGUCGGGGGUCAUUCUGAUGAUACCCCCACACCCCGAGCCUUGAGCGGAAGCGCAACUUUGGUCUCCAGCCCAAAGUACGGUAGUGACGACGAGUGCUCCAGCGCGACGUCGGGCUCCGGAGCUUGCAGCAAUUCCGGCGGGGCCGGCAUAGGAGGGGGGAUGCUGGGGCCGGCGAUGGGGAGUCCCCGACUGGAUGGACACCACCACCAUCACAUGCAUAGUUCAUGGGACUCUCUCCUGGAGGGCCUGCAGGAGAUCAAAGCCAGCCAGACUCACAUGGAGGAUGCUAUCGAGGACAUGAAGGGCCAGCUGCAAAGCGACUACUCCUACAUGACACAGUGUCUGCAAGAAGAGCGAUACAGGUAUGAGAGACUUGAAGAGCAGCUGAAUGACUUGACGGAGCUGCACCAGAACGAGAUGACCAACCUUAAACAGGAACUCGCCAGCAUGGAGGAAAAGGUGGCCUACCAGUCCUAUGAGAGAGCAAGAGACAUCCAGGAAGCCGUGGAGUCGUGUUUGACCCGCAUCACCAAGCUGGAACUGCAGCAGCAGCAGCAACAGGUGGUCCAGCUGGAGGGGGUGGAGAACGCCAACGCCCGAGUCCUGCUGGGAAAGCUCAUCAACGUCAUCCUGGCGCUCAUGGCCGUGCUGCUGGUGUUUGUGUCCACGUUGGCCAACUUCAUCACCCCGCUGAUGAAGACCAGAGCCCGCGUGGCUGCCACCGUGCUGCUGACCUUGCUGCUGUUCGUCCUGUGGAAGCAGUGGGAUUUUGUGGAGCCGUGGCUGCUGCCCAGCUGAUCAAACCUGCAACAGAUUUACAAAGAGGGGAGCAGAGGAGGGAGUCUGGUGGCCGGCGUCAAGUCACGGCACCAACACAUGGGAACCCAGGACUUAAACAGAGCGAGGUCUGUUGUACCUGUUUGAGUUUAAAGGUGGAGUUUCUGGAGGAAAAAACAAUAAUUUAAAAAAAAACUUGACCUUUUUUGGUUAAGGAUUUCACAAGCUCUGGCUCACAGGGAGUGUUUACGCUGCAAAAAAUAAAUGAAAAACAAGAAAAAAAAAACAGAACUUCCCUGCUUGCCAAGCAACAAAGACCAUUGCUUCCUCUCACCCAAAUCCACCGGUGUGGAUGACCAAUCAUCAAAUUCAUUUGCUAUCACCAAAAAACUGAGGUUCACGCAAAAAUAUUUGCUCAUUUUCUAACUAUUUAUGAUACAAGAAUUACUAAGUCUAGAGUAAUUUCCAAUGACUCUAAAAAGCUGAUCAUGUUUGCUGUAAUCUUCAUGUUGAAGCUAUAGCAUAUUUAAAAGGAAUAAAACAAAAAAAAUAUAUGAAUAUAUAUUUUUUUUCAUGAAUGUUAUGUACUCAUGCAUGUUCUCGUAUGUGCACUGAGAUGCAUCUGGAUCGCAUGAGUGAACAUUUCAUUAAUGACAAGAAGCGAGUCUUCGACUAACUGCCAUUUCCUUGUCAGAACAACGCAGACUUUAUUUCACCUCACUCACAGCAUCACGUCUGGUUCGUCUCACAUCCUGUUCUGGUGUUGAAGCAGUGCUUUUCAGCUUUUCUUUUGUUGUUUCUUAAAGUUGGGUGAAAAGUUAAAAAAAAAAUACAAGGACAAAAACAAGAACAAAAAGAAACAAAAAACCCUGCUGAAACACAAACCCACAAAAAC
Cololabis saira (Pacific saury) is the source of this 2626-nucleotide messenger RNA. RefSeq names its product transmembrane and coiled-coil domain family 2 (gene tmcc2). Bases 283 to 1752 code for a protein of 489 amino acids. Gene Ontology annotation, cellular component: endomembrane system. Gene Ontology annotation, biological process: amyloid precursor protein metabolic process. NCBI's taxonomy places the organism in Eukaryota, Metazoa, Chordata, Actinopteri, Beloniformes, Belonidae. The transcript has 5 exons. The record is from RefSeq and is a predicted model, not a curated record.